This is a messenger RNA of Cercospora beticola, 726 nucleotides long. RefSeq lists its product as uncharacterized. NCBI's taxonomy places the organism in Eukaryota, Fungi, Ascomycota, Dothideomycetes, Mycosphaerellales, Mycosphaerellaceae. The record is from RefSeq and is a predicted model, not a curated record.
AUGCGCGAGAUACACUACACUAUUCAAAAAGCUGCCACAGAGCCAGCACGUUCCAAUUCCUUCCUGGACGCAUCCCGAUCACGAGGAAGAAGGACAAUAACAAGAGGAACACCUCCAACAACCACUCCUCCUUCUACAUCCGGCAACAACAACACAAAAACUCAAACCGUGUCCAACCCAAGCAACCACCAAGUCGAAAUCCGCAUCGGCAGCCCACCCCGCAACGUCGAAACAUCGCUCUACAUCGGCAUCCUCCCCCGCUCCGCCUUCCAACGCUUCACCCGCGCAACCUGGACCUUCCACCACGAAUACAACAACAACACCUUCUGGCUCCCUUUAGGCACCGAACCUCACUCUGCUCAAACUCUCCUCCGCUGGAUGUCCUGGAACAUCAACCAACCCCAACCACUCCCCAUCCAUCUUCCCGAAACAUUCGAAGAAGGGGUAGAACUGGCUUUUGCGGCGAAAAUGUUCGAAAUCAAGUGGCAUUUUACGGAAAUUUUGAAGGAGGGGUUGAUGGGGUAUAUGAGAGGUGCGGCGUUGACGAGUGAGGAGUUUCGCUUGGGGUGGGAGAAGUUGGCGGAGGAUGCUGAUGUUGCGGGGGCGUUGGUCGGAGGGUUGAGGGAGAGGUAUCGGGAUGGGUUGAGGUGGGGGUUUGAGGGGGUGCCGGAGAGGAAGAUGAUUAUGAAGUUUGCGGAAGUGAAGGGGAUUUUGAUUAUGUGGUGA